AUGGAGUUUGUGACGGACCUGACACACCUCCAGGAGUCCAGCUGCCCCAUCUCUGACUACCUGAAAGACGCGGUGACUACAAACUGUGGGCACAACUUCUGUCGCUCCUGCAUCAACAUGAUGUGGAAGGACAUGGAUGAGACCUUCCCUUGUCCCGUCUGCUGAUUUUGCUUUCAUAACAAAAGCUUCAGGAGCAAUUGCCAGCUCUGCAAUUUGACAGAAAUUGCUAAACUACUGCAGGUCAGAAAGGAGAAGAGGAAAAGGCAGGAAGAGUACUCUGUGUGUGAGAAGCACAAUCAGUUUCUGACCCUGUUUUGCGGGAAGAACCUGGAGGUUUUAUGUACAUAGUGCAGUUUCUCCCUGCAACACCGGAAACACUACAUUUGUCCCAUCAAGGAAGCUGCCUCUUUUCACAGGAAGAUUCUAGAAUAUAGUAUUGACCCCUUGAAAGACAAUAUGGAAUGAGUAGAAAAAGUGAUAACGCUUCAAGCCAGCAAACUAGUGGAACUGAAGAAGAAGGUAGAGUUUAGGAGAGAAGAAAUCCUUUCCGAAUUUGAGCAAAUUAGACUGUUUCUACAGACGCAGGAAUCUCUUCUUAAGCAGAUGGUAGAUGAAGAGAGGGACAUUUUAACAAAACAAGCCGAACACCGUACAACAUUUUCAGGUCAUGUGUCCACAUUAAGACGUCUGCUGAAGGAGGUGGAGUCCAAGCAUAUGCAGUCAGACCUGGACUUUCUGACACACGUUAAGGGUAUCCACCACAGGUGAAACCUGGAAUAUCCUGAGCUCUUCUUAUUCCAGUUAAAGAAAUAUGGAUUUAGCCUUCCUCCACAGUAUUCUGGCUUGGACAGAAUCCUCAAGCCCUUUCAGGUAGACAUGAUUCUAGAUCUUGAAACAGCACACCCUCGGCUUGUUGUCUCCGAGGAUAGAAAAACUGUAUACAGAAAGAGAAAAAAGCAUCUCUGUUAUAACCCAAGGAGAUUUUAUCUCUGCCCUCCUGUCCUGGGUUCUAGGAGGUUUAGUUCUGGCCGGCGUUACUGGGAAGUAGAAGUGGGAAACAAGCCUAAAUGGACCUUGGGGGUGUCUUGAGACUGUUUCCUUCGGAAUUGGUGGAAUCGGCCAAUAGUUGAGGGUGGAUUCUGGGCGAUUGGGAGAUACGUUGAAAGCAUUUAUGUUAUGCUGGGUCCUAAGAGAACCCAGUUUCUGCCUGUAGUAAACCCCAGUAAGGUUGACAUUUUUGUGGACUGUGAGUUAGGGGAGGUUUCCUUUUACAAUAUGAAUGAUAGAUCUCUUCUCUAUACUUGUAAUGAUUUCUUUCUAAACAACUAUAAAAACAUGAUAGUGACAGCAAUUUUACAGAUGUUUUUGGUAUUAGUUGCUAAGUGCUUUGACUUUCUUAAAGUAUUUGAGAAUUAUAUUACUUAA
Messenger RNA from Nyctereutes procyonoides (raccoon dog), 1425 nucleotides. It is a transcript of the gene TRIM60, whose product is annotated as tripartite motif containing 60. Lineage: Eukaryota; Metazoa; Chordata; Mammalia; Carnivora; Canidae. Gene Ontology annotation, molecular function: protein binding; zinc ion binding. The record is from RefSeq and is a predicted model, not a curated record.